UAAUAAAUAUCUUUAAUCUAUUUAUAUUAGUUAAUUAAUUUUUAUAUUAGAGACUCUUGUUAAUAUUACACGUUGAAUGCACUCGUACGUCAUAUCCAAACCUAUGUUCGGCAAAAAGAGGGAAGAAAGGAUGUUCAAAACAAUAACAGCUAGAAGAACCUUUCUUUAAUCUGCUUGCCAGGAACUGACAAAAACAGGAAAUGAGCAAUCUCCACCACCCACCAUUGAAUAGUGAAUACUGAUGACUUUAAUGGCUCGAUUUUUAAUUUUUAAAAUUCAUGUCUUAAUGGGCUAAAUAAAAUUGGGCUAUACUAGUAUUGGGCCUUUGGUCAGGAAAUGGAUAACAGAAAAUCCCAUAUUCAUGAUUUGGGUAAUCCGAAGUCCAAGUCAUGCCCCAUGAGUCCUUGUGGAACCCAGAAGCUCGAAGCAAUAUGCUUAAGCACGCGGAUCAUCACUUCAUCAGUCCCAGGUCCCAGAAUUCCAACUUGGUACUCGGCCGAAACCUGAAACUCUGGAAGGGAAAUUAAAGAAGGAGCUUGCUUAAUCAGUUAAAUUAUUAUCACUGCAUUAGAAAAUGCUCUCAGACUAGGGUUUUUGUUCAAAGAAGAUGGAAGCAGAAGAAGAACGAAGCCUAGCAAGCUUCCUAAGAUGGGCAGGAGGGCUUGGAAUAUCAGACGUGGCAAUCACCAAUCCAUCCCAAGAUUCUAUUUCCUGUCUGGGUUAUUCUCUAUGCGUCUCCCAUUUUCCUCACUCUGGCGGUAGAGGUUUGGGUGCUGUGCGAGACCUUAGGAGGGGAGAGUUGAUCCUCAGAGUUCCAAAAUCUGCCUUAAUGACAUCAGGGAAUGUCCUGGAAGAUAAGAAGCUCUCCAUUGCUGUUAAUAACCACCCUUAUCUCUCAUCUGCCCAGAUAUUGAUCGUUUGCUUAUUAUAUGAAAUGGGCAAAGGAAAAUCUUCAAAGUGGCAUCCUUACCUUAUGCAUUUGCCGCAUACUUAUGACAUACUAGCUACAUUUGGUGAACUCGAGAAACGAGCUCUUCAAGUGGAUGAGGCUCAGUGGGUCACAGAAAAGGCUACAUUAAAGGCCAAAUCAGAGUGGAAAGAAGCCAAUGCCGUGAUGGAAGAAAUCAAACUCAAGUCCCAACUUUUAACGUUGAAGGCAUGGCUUUGGGCUACUGCAACGAUAUCGUCCCGGACAUUGCACAUACCAUGGGAUGAAGCUGGAUGUUUAUGCCCUGUGGGUGACUUGUUUAAUUAUGAUGCACCUGGAAGGGGCCCCCUGACCCCGAAGAUAAGGAGAUUAAUGUUUGAUGCCGAGGAGCUUGAUUCUCAUUCCCAGAGAUUAACAGAUGGUGGAUUUGAGGAAGAUGUUAAUUCAUAUUGCUUUUAUGCUAGGGAAAAUUACAAGCAAGGAGAGCAGGUUCUAUUAUGCUAUGGACUGUACACAAAUUUAGAGCUUCUUGAACAUUAUGGUUUUCUCCUACCAGAAAAUCCAAAUGACAAAAUUUUCAUUCCUCUCGAAUCUGCUGUAUAUUCUUCCAGUUCAUGGCCUAAAGAGUCGCUCUAUAUUUGCCAUGACGGGAAGCCUUCCUUCGCAUUACUGUCUGCAUUGAGGUUGUGGGCGACCCCUAAAAACAAGCGUAAGUCCGUCAGGCAUCUUGUGUAUUCUGGUUCCCAGUUGUCUGUGGACAAUGAAAUUGUUGUCAUGAAAUGGCUAUCAAAGACCUGCGAUUCUGCACUGAAGAGUUUGCCGACAUCAAUUGAUGAAGACACAAUACUCCUGAAUGCGAUGGAUAAUAGUCGAGAUUUUUGUAGUUUCAUGGAAAUCACCAAACUGUUGUCUUCUAGGGACGAGAUUUGUGCGUUUUUGGAAGCUAAUAAUCUGCAGGAUGGCCAUGGUUUAACUGAUAUACUUGUAUCCAGAAAAGCUAGGAGGUCCAUGGACAAGUGGAAAUUGGCUGUUCAAUGGCGGCUUGGGUAUAAAAAGGUUCUUGUGAAUUGUAUCUCUUAUUGCAACGAAAUGCUUGAGUCUCUUUUGACAUAACGAAAAGAGUAGCUGCAGUGUAGCCUGAGGUUUCUCUAUUUCCAACAGUGUCUCGCGCUUUUAGUAUUUUCGGUCUUUUGGUGAGUCGAUAUUAAUUCUUUUGGUCUUUUCUGAAAGUUAGAUUGUUACUUGGAAAACAUAUGAUUGAAAUACAGAUGUGUGACACUAGAGAAAUCGCUUCUCUUAGUUGAACCACAUUGCCAAUUGGAAAUGGAUUUAUUUCGUUGAGGAA
This is a messenger RNA of Neltuma alba, 2273 nucleotides long. RefSeq names its product protein SET DOMAIN GROUP 40. The coding region runs from base 608 to 2041 and encodes 477 amino acids. The record is from RefSeq and is a predicted model, not a curated record. Lineage: Eukaryota; Viridiplantae; Streptophyta; Magnoliopsida; Fabales; Fabaceae. The transcript is spliced from 7 exons. Gene Ontology annotation, biological process: peptidyl-lysine monomethylation. Gene Ontology annotation, molecular function: protein binding; protein-lysine N-methyltransferase activity.